This is a messenger RNA of Chanos chanos (milkfish), 1324 nucleotides long. RefSeq names its product G protein-coupled receptor, class C, group 5, member Ba (gene gprc5ba). NCBI's taxonomy places the organism in Eukaryota, Metazoa, Chordata, Actinopteri, Gonorynchiformes, Chanidae. The transcript is spliced from 4 exons. Gene Ontology annotation, biological process: G protein-coupled receptor signaling pathway. Bases 108 to 1283 code for a protein of 391 amino acids. Gene Ontology annotation, molecular function: G protein-coupled receptor activity; protein kinase binding; protein kinase activator activity. Gene Ontology annotation, cellular component: plasma membrane; intracellular membrane-bounded organelle; extracellular exosome. The record is from RefSeq and is a predicted model, not a curated record.
AAAGAGAUUAAAUCCGAAAUGUGACAUUUUCCUCUCUGGAACACCAACACUCGUGACAGGUGCAUUCAGCAAUCGUUGACAUCGAACUUGUUUACGUCGCUUAAGAGAUGGCACCUCUCUCUCUCUGUCUCUUUUUCUGCGUGCUGAGCUUGGCUUCCUCUGAGGAUCAGUCUGAUGCUGCAGUGCCGUGGGGUUGUGGCUUUGGUUUGUCGCGGCCGUACACCCUGCUGUGUGACUUGGAGGUGGUGUGGGGGGUAGUGGUGGAGGCGCUGGCGGCGGGCGGUGCUCUGGCAGCGGUGCUCUUGGCCUUGGUGCUGCUAUGUCGUCUUCGCUCCAUCACCGAAGCGGAGAAACGCAGCGGCGUGGGCCCAACCCUCCUCGUCCUCAUCGCCAUCGUGGGUCUGUUCGCCCUCAGUUUCGCCUACCUCAUCGAGCAAGACCAGACCCUGUGCGUGGUUCGCCGCGCCCUCUGGGGGGCGCUGUUCGCCCUGUGCUUCUCCUGCAUGCUGGCGCAGGGCGUGCGUCUGCGCAGGCUGGCGCAGGAACGUCGCAGUCCCGGGGGCUGCGCUCUCACGGGGCUGGCUCUGGGCUUGAGCGCGGUGCAGGGUAUUAUCGCGGCAGAGUGGCUGCUGCUCACCGUGCUCCGGGAGGGGCACGAAGCGUGUGAGUUCACCCCGCUGGACUUCUGCCUGGCCUGCAGCUACGUCCUCCUCCUCCUCCUGGCCGCCACGGUGGCCGCCAGCUGCGGCCUGUGCGGGAAAACCCGUCAGUGGAGGUGUAACGUGGUUUGGCUCUUGCUCUCCUGCCUCCUCUCUCUCCUUCUCUGGGUGGCCUGGGUGGGAUUCUACGUCUACGGAAACGAGGCGUUGAAGAAAGCGCCGCAUUGGGACGACCCGGUGUUGGCGGUCGCCUUGGUGACGCAGGGUUGGCUUCUGCUCCUUUGCCACGCCGCGCCCGAAGCUCACGCGUGCCUGCGUUCCCCGCCGCAGCCUUCGGCGCCCGACUACUUCGACACGUCUCAAAAUUCCUCACGCAUGAGGGAGACGAGCUUCGACGAGGACAUCCCACUGUCCCACAGACAGUUUGUGGAGAAUCAGAGCUACGCCUUUGACGAAAACGCAGCAGGUCUGAGGAGCGGCGGGCACCAUAACGGCAGUACGGGGGCGAGACCCAGCGCUCCGUUCCGCAGUAACGUUUACCAGCCCACUGAGAUGACCAUGAUCCUCAAUGGGGGAGCGGUGCCGUCCGCGCCCCCCACCUACACGGGCAGGCAGCUGUGGUGAGGGAGCUGUGAGAGAGAGAGAGAAAAAGAAGUAAAAGGACG